Messenger RNA from Patiria miniata (bat star), 3797 nucleotides. Its product is annotated as major facilitator superfamily domain-containing protein 6-like. Gene Ontology annotation, cellular component: plasma membrane. NCBI's taxonomy places the organism in Eukaryota, Metazoa, Echinodermata, Asteroidea, Valvatida, Asterinidae. The transcript is spliced from 6 exons. Gene Ontology annotation, molecular function: transmembrane transporter activity. The coding region runs from base 175 to 2037 and encodes 620 amino acids. The record is from RefSeq and is a predicted model, not a curated record.
AAAAUCGCACAGAAAGGCUUUGGUACAAAAACAUCGCCUGCGUAUAGGGUCAAGCCAGCCAGGGGAACAAACUUGUUAAGUCGGUAUUACGUACGGACGGGGGCGUGUGAGGCUUUGAAGGGGUUAACCAGAGCGUGGAGUUGUGGAAAUCAGUGAUUGUUGCACAGAACCAUCAUGGCGGAUCUAGAGCCGAGCGGGGAGAAAAGAGAGAGGAUACUGCAGGCUCUAGACCAGGCCAAAAACCAGGAACUGCGGACUUCCAGUCACGACGGUUCACAAGAUGAACUCGAGAAGAUCACGGCGAAAAAGAAACAGAAGAGGAAAGAUGACAAGGUCUGGGGUUCGGAAAGAAAGGAUCGUAAACCCUUCCUGCAAGUUGUCUCUGAUUGCAUUCACGUGAAUGAGACUGUGCUGGAUAGUAAGUUGAUUUACUUCUUGUUGAGUGCUGGUAGCGCAGGGGCCAUACCGUUCCUGUCCAUGUACGGGCUGAGGUGGGGUCUACCACCCUGGCACUUCGGCUUAGCGGUCGGCGCCGGCCUACUGGCCGCGUUCUUCUUCGUCCCGCUAUGGGGCUUCGCGGCGGAUAAACUCCGCUUGCACCGCUGCAUGUUUUGGGUCGUGGUGUUGCUGUGGAUGGGGUUUACCAUCGCCGCUGUUUACGGCCCCCGCAGCCCAGAGCUGGCACCUUGUGAGGUUGCCCAGCGUAAGCUCUUGGAGGCCUUGGAGGUAUCUUGCAAUUCUGUUGAGCUAGAAUCCCCUGAACCCGGUAGCAAGAGAGAAUCCUCAUUCGAGUACUUGGGACACUAUCCGAUCAUCUUGCAGACCUGGCCUCAACCUUGCACUGUAGAUGUGUAUGAGGUUUGCACCUCAUACAACGAGAGUGAGGUCAUCACACCUCCAACCCCGCCUACCAAUUCAUCCAGCCAAAAUGCAGAAGCAAAUUCUACAAAGAUCACAGAGGAUGAGGUACCGCAAGCGAAAACCUCAAACACCACAGACGAAGCACCACGCAGCGAGCUGCGAGAGACGAACCUCAGGUGGCUGUACGAGCAGGCGUCGGUGCACCAAACCUCACUUGUUGUGUUCAUCUUGGCGGCCGUGGGAGGUGCGGCUCAGAUCUCGGCCUUCUCUCUGGUGGACGUGGGAGCGCUGAUGUCCCUCGGCGAAGCUCAGAGGGAUCGCUACGGCUGGCAGAGAUGCUUUGGAACCAUUGGAUUUGCUCUGUCGUCUUUGACUGUUGCUAUCCUGCUGUAUGAAUCUCGAGAUACCAAGUUCCGCUGCGGUUUUACCUGGGAGGAGACCGAUUACUUCAUCGGCUUGGUCGUGUUUGCUGGCUUCAUGACCAUCGGCGUCUUGGUGGCCAGUUGCUUGGGAUUUAAGCACAAUGAUAUGUCAUCCCAGCACACUGUAAGGAACAUGACUGGGGCCGUGUUCUCCAGGAAAUACUCCACCGUAUUCGUCACUGCGUUUGUCCUCUCAUUCUGCAACGGCGCAAUGAGCACCUUCCUGUUCUGGCAUUUGCGCCGACUAGGUGCCACGCCCAUACUUCUGGGGGCAGCCAUCUCGAUGUUCGCAAUCGCCGACAUCCUCACGUCGUUCUGCACCGUAUGGAUCAUCAAGAAGACAGGGUACCAUUUCCCGCUGGUAGUCGGCAUCGUUGGCUACUGUCUAAUGCAUUUGAGCUAUGCCAUGAUUUCCAGGCCAGGCUGGGUGGUGGUUAUUGAAAUUAUUCACGGUGCCUCUUACGCCAUCACCCUGAACACGAUGACGUCAUUCUUAGCUUCGUCAGUGGCGCUGGUCAGUCAGGCCUCCGUCCAGGGUCUGCUGAGCGGCGUGUACUGGGGUCUGGGCCCCGCCGCAGGCACGGCCAUGUAUGGCUUUCUGGUGGACGUCGUUGGUGCCACAUUGUCGUUUUAUAUUCUGACGCUGGUCUGCGUGGUGUACGGGCUGGUCUUCCUCAUUUGGAAUCGGAAUGAAUUGCCGAUGAUCGACAAGUACCUUCCUGGUGAGUAUCAACCUCUGAACCAGACUGAAUGACAUCCAUGACUACAAGUCUUCCGACUGCAGCUCCACCUUUCACUACGAGCGUCUGGGUACCAAAUGCAUUAUAGUCUAGCCACAGACCCCUUAGAUCGUCUUAACCGGUAUCAUUGUUCAGCAAACGAUUAAUCGGCGGUUGAAUUAAAACUUAACAUUUUACCUCCUAAUUCCAAUGUUACAAUUAUCAAUUGCAAUUUUAAUUUUCAAGCAAAUUAAUAUCCAAGUGCAGUUAGGCAACUUAACCACAAAAAAAAACCAAAAAUUGGAUGCAUACGACGCCGCAAAGUUUAGGAUUUAUUUAGAGGUCAUGUAUUCCUGAAAAUUCCUCUUAUUCACACCCGCUUUAAAUCUUUAACUCCCAUGGCAACUGAGAAAAAAAAAGUUUACUAUUUUACGCAUGCUGAUGCACACUUUGAGGGGAAAAUGUCGAUUAUCAUGCAUGCUAACCAAAUUUAAAAAAAAUAUUUUGCCUGUCCCGCCUCCGGCCUUAAAAUUGACCUAAUAUAGUGUUCAGGUAAUAACUUUUCUUCACUUUUGCAGUUUUGGACCUUUUGCAAUCCGUGGUUGGCAAAAAUACAGUUUGUCAACCAAGCGUAGAAAGGUCUAUACAACUCGAAAUGGAAACGAGCUAUCCAGAUGUUUGACAUGGAGAUCAGUUAUCAUAGUCUGUGCGCCCUCAGUGGCCUUUGCAGUGUUUUUAUGUCAUUUGAUAUUCGAAACGCCUUAAAGACAAAGGGAGCCCUCUAUUGUUCAAUAUUUGGACAGGUGAAUAUUUUUGAUUUGGAAGUUGUAUUUCUUUUGAAUUAAAACGCAGCUACCAGGUAUUUGUAAGUAAAAAGAAGUUUUGUUAAUAUUUUGUCAGCUAUAAUAAUGAACAGUUUAAAAACGUUUCUAUUAGAUUAUAGUAAUGAACAGUAUAAAAAAUAAUCUCUGAAAUUAUGAAAUGGAGCUGCGUUGUUUAGUUACAAUAAUUAUGCUAAUUAUUCCUUACUUUAAUGACUUAGGAAUUUUAACUCCCUUUCUUAAACUGACUAAUCUUGAAAGUAUUGUGUGGAAACUCUUGCACACGUAUAAGCAAUGUCCUCCAUCUUUGUUUUUCGAUUACCUAGACUUUUUCGGCAUAAUUUUAUGCAGGUCAUGAUUUUACUCUAAAUAAUUACGUAGUUUGUUAAAAACUUUGUCAUUGUGAAGCAGACACAAGUAACAACCAAAAAAACACAAUGAUAUUUAUUAACGGCUAGUUUGGUUACAGAGGGAUACUAACUAUCAGAUACUGGUUUGAGGUCUUGGUUUUUUUAAUGCUGCACCAAAGUAAAUGUUCAAGUAAUUAACUUCUAACAGAAGACGUGAAUGACCAUCAAUGAGAAUCUUGACUAUUCGCAUUGUAUUUGCACAUUGAUGAUAUGGCACAUUAACAAAAAGUAUAUUUUUUAUGGCCAUAAAGAUUUCACACUCGUUUCAAAAUGAAACAAUAAAUAUAAGUGUUAACAUUGUUAAAUUUAUGUCCACAAAGGUAGAUAAUGUUAACCCAAAGUAUGCGGAAAAUAACGUAGCCUUUUAAAUUUCAUAGUUUUGUGACACGAAAAUAAUUUAUUAACCUGAUCUGAUGAUGAACAUAUAUCCUUAUGCUCCUUUUCGUCUGGUAAAUUUCAUGGAAAGCUGUAAAUUUCAUUGUCUAUGUAUUAUUCUGAAGAACCUGUACAGUUUAUUAAAACUUAACGACACAAAAACUCAUUAAAACAGUGACUGUAAAUUAA